ACGGAUGCGGACGCGAGCGCGGCACCGCGACCAAUAGAUUUGGCCAAGCCCGAGCGAACUGAAGACAACGACGGCUGCAGUCCCGCCAAAGGCAACAAACUCUUGCCACAUGCAACAGUCGCAGCUGCUGCUACGCCUGAGACGCCGACUGAGGCAGCAACAGAGGCAGCAGCUGCUGGGAAAAAGAAACAGACAGAGGCGGAAGCAAGCUCCGGCGACUUAUGGCCAUGUUUGUUGUACGGGUAA
Molecule: messenger RNA, 246 nt
Organism: Drosophila serrata
Lineage: Eukaryota; Metazoa; Arthropoda; Insecta; Diptera; Drosophilidae
Source: RefSeq, a predicted model, not a curated record